AUGCGGCCUCCAUUACUCCUCACUCUUACAUACCUCGCCGCAAGUGUUAUUGCCGGAGGGUAUCAAGGAUGCCUUGAGCGAGUGUUGCUCUUCUAUGCCUACCAAAUCGACGAACUCAACAAUCCCAAGGACCGCACUUUGGGCUUCGCCUGCAAGAAAUGGGAUGACUCAGCUAAAAAAUGCACGAACAAUGACUGGAAAGAGUGCAAGGGCAAAGGCGGCGGUAGAUGUAAUUUCAACGAACUCAUGGCGAGCCUGGGCAGAGCGCGUCCCAACGACAAGCUGGUCGGUCCUCCUGGAUCAAAUCAGGCCACGACAAGCCCUGAUAUUGAUGAGACGGCAAAGGUCCUCAACCAGCACUAUAUCACAAACGUUGGGAAAGUCCCCAACUACCCAGCAUAUAAGGUUCUGAAGGACUCAGACGGGAACUAUAACAGGUUGCUCGAGCACCUCGGCAAUGUGGUCAACAAUGCAGCAGGGCACAAAACCGCUGCUAACACGUUCCUAUGGGAGAAAUUCGACUCUAGCCUGGAGAAAGUCAUAGUUGCACGGGUGGGUGAUCAUGGGAAACACCUCAUCACAGCCGCGAAAGCAGCGCUGGGGCCGAAAAUGGACGUUGUGCUGGAGAAUUUGGGUAGCAACCCCGCGAAGCCUUCGGAAAUAUGGGAAACUGUUGACUGGGCGGCGACUGAAGAAAAGGCCGAGAAGGAUGGCGUCGCAGACUAUAAAAAGCACAUCGAUGACUUUAAGAACGGCUUUUAUGAUCCGAAAAAGAAAGUGGUAAACUCGCUGAGGAGCACAAAGUGGUUAUGGACUCGUUCAAAAGGAUUUCAGACACCAGACGGUCGUGCCGCUAGACGUGAUGAUGAUGGUUUUGCCUGUUUGAUAGUACUAUAG
This is a messenger RNA of Microsporum canis CBS 113480, 897 nucleotides long. RefSeq lists its product as hypothetical. NCBI's taxonomy places the organism in Eukaryota, Fungi, Ascomycota, Eurotiomycetes, Onygenales, Arthrodermataceae. The record is from RefSeq and is a predicted model, not a curated record. Bases 1 to 897 code for a protein of 298 amino acids. The transcript has a single exon.